This is a messenger RNA of Paramecium sonneborni, 2293 nucleotides long. The record is from the annotation of a GenBank genome assembly. NCBI's taxonomy places the organism in Eukaryota, Ciliophora, Oligohymenophorea, Peniculida, Parameciidae.
AUGUAUUUAAAAAAUAUUAAUGAAUUACAUUCAACUAUAGCAUCUUUGGUAUCACUUAAUAUUAAUUAAGGAAGAAAAACAAAUCUUAGCAAUAUAAACCUAAAAUCAAACUUUUACUAACCUAAUGGAUAGAAUUGAACAUUACAGUUAAUAAUUAAAUGAUAGAUCAGAAAAACUCAAAGAAUUACAAUAGUAAUAUCAAUAAUUGAAAGGGGAUUAAAAUUUUGCCCAUUAGAGUUAUAUUACAAAUAUUGAUAAUCUUUAAAAGAGAGUUAAUCAAUUAAUUUCUUCUUAAAGAGAAGAGACUGAAGGAAAUAGAUUCUCAACUGAAAAAAUUGAUACUAAAAUUUAAGAUUUAAUAGAAAAACUAAAUAAAAUCUAAGAAAAAGCAGAUUAAUAUUAAUAAACUUUCCUAUAAUAAAAUGUGUUAAGCAAUUAAGUAUAAGAAAUGGUUGAAUAAUUUGAACGAUUUAAAGAGUCAACUAUUCUUAAAGAAGACCAUGAAAAAUCUAUUAAAUAAUAAAGCGAUCAUAUUAAAUGUGAACUUAAUACUAUUCAAUUAAAAUAUUAAUAAAUUAUGAGUUAAAAUAAUAGAAAUAUAACAUAAAUGCAAUAGUAGAUUGAUAGUUUUUAAUAUUAAAGAGAAGAUACUUAAAGAUAAUUUUCUGCUUUUUAAGGAUAAUUAAAAGAUCUAAGAGUAGAAUUUUAGGAUAAAAACUCGGAAAUAUAAAAAUCUAUAAAUAAUCUAAGAGUACUUUUUGAAUAAAAGUAUGAGGAUUGGAGUGAAACAUUUCAUACAGUUUAGACAGCUGUUGAUUAAUUUAAAUUUGAUUUUGCCAGCAUGAAAUAAAAUUAUAAAAAGAACCUUCUAAAAUAUGAUGAAGUUUUUGAAUAAUAUAAAGAAAAAUGUGAUAAUAAUAUCAUGUCAAUUUUAAAUAGAAAUACGAAUAUAUAAAAAUUAUAUUUAGAUGAAUAGAUAUAAAUAAUGGAUAAUCAUUUUAUGGAAGAAUUACAAUCUUUAUAAAAUUAGUUGGUUCCAAAUAUUAUUUAAAACAUUGCAUCAUUAGAAAAUGAAGGAUAAUAAAAUUAGAUAAUUUAAAAACAUAGCAAAUUAAAUAUUGAUGAUAAUUAAUCUAAACAAUAUAAAUUGUAAGCUUUAUCUAAUUAAAGUAAUAUCAAUCCAUAAAGAAAAAGUAAAAUAUUGAAAGAUACAGGAGAAGCUGAAUCUCCAUUAGGUAUAAAUAUCACAAGUAUUAAUGUUACAGGAAAUAAUAAAUCAAUUAGAUCAAAUAGUAAAAUUGAUGGGUAUGUUGAAUAUUAAUCAUUUGAAAAAAAAUAAUCAGCAUCAAAAGUGAUUGAUAAUUUAGAAUUAAUAGAGAUAAAGUAAUAGUUGGAAAAAUUGUUAGAAUCUUAAAAAACUUUUUAAUUUUAAUAUUAAUAAUAAGAUAAAGAUUUAUAGUAAUUAAAUGAUAAGGUUAAGAAGCAACAUGAAAGAUUAGAAUUCUUUUUUUUAUAGACAAAAACUUAAUUGAAUAAAUACAAUUCUAAAAUUGAUACAAUUUAAAAUGAUUCUAAAAUAGGUUAACCUGAUAAAGAAUUUGUAGAUUUAAAUUAUAUAAAAAGAGAUCUUGAAUCAUUACAAGGAUAAAUUACAAAAAUAAAAUCUGAUAUUUAAAAUGAUUCUACGUUUGCAAAUUAAUAAAUUAAGAAUCUUUAGAAAAUUAGAGAUUAAUUUUUACCAAAGUAAUAAGAGUAAGAAAUAAAAAUGGAUUAGUUAGAUGAAUGUUAAAAAUUAAUGAUUAUUUUAUUACUACAAAAUGAAUUGGUUUAAAUUAGUCAUGAAGAUAGCUUAUAUAGAGUAGAUUAGAAUAUUAAUAAUUUGCAUUUUGAAUUUCAACCAGGUUUAAAAGAUGAAAAUACUCAUAUAACUUUUAGAUAAUAGAGAAUAUCUAAAGUAGAUUUCAUAUUGAAUUAAAUAUUACCAAUAAAAAAAGUAAAUUUGUCUACUAGUAGAAUAGAUUAAUCUUUGAAUUUAUCAUAAUCGCAAACUUUGAGAAAAUAAUAAACAAAUAAAAAUCUAAUAAAAAAUGGUAAAAUAAGUCAUUCUGUAAUAGUAACAAAGAAUUAAAAAGUAAACGAAUCAACAAGAUUGACAAUGAGAAAUACAUUGACUGUAGAAAUGAGUUAAAAAUAUAUGAAUAGAAGUUAAAGACAAAAAGAUACAUUUUAUAAAACCAAAAUAUCAGUAUCAAAUUAGCGUUUAAACAAUACUUUAACUGAUGAAACAAUUUGA